AUGUUUAGUGAAAAUGUACCCAUUGAACAGACUAAAGCAAACAUGAAUAGCAGCAACAACAACAUGAACACCAACACCACCACCACUGAUGUUCCCGAUUCCACCCUCAGCCAAUUGAUCGAACCCAUUGAACCCUAUUAUCAAGUACCAAAAUCCUGUGAACCCUAUUAUGAUGCUCCCAAACAUUUGAAACCCAUACCGGUCUAUGAAAAUAUUGAGAUUUUCUUUAAUGGCAAUGGCCUCGGCGGCGAAGAAUCCUCCACCCAUUUGGAACCUCCCAAAGAAAAACCACCACCACCACCCAUUGAAAGUCCACCACUAUUCGAUGAUGUCGACAGUAGCCAUACCACCGAUACUUAUUCAUCAUCGGAAAAUACGUAUGAAACACUGACCCGACAUCAACUCAAUCAUCAUCUACAAUAUCAGCAGCAGCAACAACAACAAUCGCAACCACUUCAUCCAGAUCAUCCUUCGCCUCCGAUGAAGCGCAUGAAUUCCACCAAGCGCAUUAAGAAAGAGCUACGCAAUAAACGUUCCAGUUUUUUGGGUAUCGAAGGCAGCUCAAUGGAUGAUGAUGAUUCGUAUUUGGAAUUGACGGUCGCGCCACCACCCGAUAUGGCCCAGUUGCUGCAGGAGGAGCGGCGCUUGGAGAAACAAAUGUACUUAAAGGCUGGAUUGUGUGACAGUUCGGAUACGGGCGAAAGUCGUGACUCGGGUGUAUCUGAAAAUCACUCCCGCCAGAGUAGUGAACACUAUACCAAUUCAUCGGAGGAAAAUGAACCACAUGAUGAUGAUGCAACAUCACCGCUAACCCUCCAGACCCCCAUCACUUUAGAUCCACCUACCAAUGAUAUGAUUUAUCAAAAUGAUGGUCUACUCACGGUGGCCCCCACACCACUGCUACAAACUGUGAAGGGUAAUUCCGCAGAAUCAUGGACAGAAUCAGCUACGGUGGCAGCAGCUGCCACCCAAUCGCUGACCGAAGCCACAGCUACGGCCAAUGCUAAAAUGCUUUCGAUCGAAGAGAAAAUUCGUGAACAGGAGGAGGUGUUACGCGUUGAACGUGAAUUGCUGCAAUUGGAACAGGAAGAGCUAAAGAGACAAAGAGAAAAUCUAAUGUUGCGUGAAAAUAUGGCCCGACGUGAGCUGCAACAUGGUGCCAAAAUGUUAAUGUCAGCAAAUCGUAGAUCUCUACAAGAUCUGAAUGGUUUGGGCGCCAUGACUGUGCCAUCGGGUGGUGGUAAUUUGAAUAUUGAACACAAUGGUUAUCAAAUGAAUGGCUAUCCGGGUCAUUUCAAUCAAACACAGGCCCAGUCACAGCAGACCAUCCCCUCCUCGUCGACACAUCAACAAAUUUAUGCUAAUAUUCCAAAUUUACAACAACAAUAUUACCAAAUGGAUACCGAUUAUCGUAAAUCGAUGUCGGAUAUAAAUGAAUUCUCCAAGCGUAUGAUGCAGCCACCACCGGUACCGCCCUCAAAACCCAUGAGGGCAAUGCAUAUAAAUACCAAUACCAAUAACAACAGCGCUACUAAUGGCAUGGUCCACAAUGGUGGUGGUGUUUUGGCCGUAGAUGCCACGGAUUAUGUAGCACGCCAAAGACACUCUCUGAAUUCUCAACAAUUUGGUGGAUCUUUGGUGAAGAUAGCACCCACAGCUGCUCCUCGUGGUGGAGCGCCACACAUCUAUUCCAAUUAUCAACAGCAGCAGCAACAACACCAUCAUCAUCAAUCGGAACAAAAUCUAAACACAGCCGUCAAUGGCCAACAGCUGCCACAGGCAACAGUCAAUCAAUCUCUAUAUCCCGGCAAUAUGUCACGUAAUACCCUGCAUGCUCUCAGUGCCACACCCAAACCCAAAUACACCGAUGGUUGGGUCCAAGUACAGCAACGCAAAUCGUAUGACAGUAAUUUGACCAAUGAUCCGGCCUGGAUGUCGGCCUAUCAGCAAAAACGGAAAUCAAUGCCAGAUGCCUAUCAUGGUCACAGCAAUAAUCAUUGGCUAGUCCAAGAAGCUGAACAACGGCGUUUGGUGGAACAGCAGCAACAGAGACGUGUGCAAUCAUCCUCCAAUACACCAACCCAUACCAGCAAUCCGGCUAAUAAGCUAACAAAUGGAACGGCCACUUCCAAUGGCAAACCCUUGCCGGAUUCCAUAAUACAAACCCUUACCGAAAGGGUGCAAAGCAAAGGCAUUGGGGAACGUAAACGCAAUAAUUUGGAUAAAAGUCCCUUGCAUGCUGCCUCUCAAUAUCAUCAAUACAACAGCAGCGGCAGCAGCAACCAGAAAGGAACUCAAAUCCCACAGUCAUCAAACACAUCCUCCUGCACCACCUCCACCAACACCACCCAUAACAAUUUAAUUACAACAGCAUCGACAACACACCGCCAUACCACAAUGACAUCAUCCUCAUCCAAUGGCCAGUUAAACCAAAUGACUAACUCCCAAAACCAGGAUAAGGUUUUGAGUGUCAGUGGCAAAAAGAAAUGCUCCCAUUGCGGCGACGAAUUAGGACGUGGAGCUGCCAUGAUUAUUGAAUCACUUUUGCUAUUUUAUCACAUUAAUUGUUUCAAAUGCUGUGUCUGCCAUGUCCAGCUGGGCGAUGGCCUAAACGGUACCGAUGUUCGGGUGCGCAAUCACAAAUUACAUUGUCAGAAUUGUUAUUCCAGUGAUGAUGGUAUCAAAUUCAGUUGUGUCUGAAACUAAACGAACAAAGACAAAAGAAAAAUAGC
Molecule: messenger RNA, 2732 nt
Organism: Musca vetustissima
Lineage: Eukaryota; Metazoa; Arthropoda; Insecta; Diptera; Muscidae
Exons: 4
Coding region: 1-2700 (899 amino acids)
Biological process (GO): regulation of focal adhesion assembly; positive regulation of stress fiber assembly
Cellular component (GO): stress fiber
Molecular function (GO): myosin II head/neck binding
Source: RefSeq, a predicted model, not a curated record